UUGGAACAUAAAGUGCUCACUGCUCUAUUCUUUUUUGCAACUGGAUCUUACCAAAGGCCAGUUGGGAUUGCAAAGCACACGUCUCAAAAAAUGUGCAGUGUGUACAUAGAAGAAGUUACCCAGGCGCUGACACACAAAAAUAUAAUAAAUAAAUAUAUUCGGUUCCCUGACACUCCAGCUGCUCGACAAGCAGUUAGUCAACGUUUUUACAGAAAAUAUGGAAUUCCUGGAGUGGUUGGUUGUAUUGAUGGAAGUCAUUUUAAAAUAGUUGUUCCACCAAAAGAAGAGGAACAUUUGUAUUAUAGUCGUAAGCACUACCAUUCACUUAAUGUUCAAAUGGUAUGUGAUGAUGAAUAUCGAAUUUUAAAUGUGAAUUCCAAGUUUGGAGGUGCAAAUCAUGAUUCCUUUAUAUGGGAAAACAGUGAUUUAAACACAUACAUACAAUCUUUGCACCGAAAUGGAGAAAUUGUCUGGCUUUUAGGAGAUUCUGGAUAUCCCUACCGCCUGUGGCUUAUGACACCAUUUUUAGACGCUGAGUCCAAUAAUUAUAAUGAAAAGCACAUGAGAGCUCGAGUUGUUAUUAAAAACACAUUUUCAAGGUUGAAAAAUCGAUGGAGAUGUCUGCACAAGGAUAGAGUUUUGCAUUACAAGCCCGUAAAAUGUGCACACAUUAUUUUAGCAUGCUCUGUGUUACAUAAUAUAAUUAUUAAUUUUGGUGUUGAGGAUACAGAGGAAAAUAUAGGUAGGUAUCUUAAUUUUAAAUUGAAUUACUAUAAUAUCAAAAGGUUUCAGAGUGUAUUAUGA
Messenger RNA from Parnassius mnemosyne (clouded apollo), 804 nucleotides. Lineage: Eukaryota; Metazoa; Arthropoda; Insecta; Lepidoptera; Papilionidae. The record is from the annotation of a GenBank genome assembly.